AUUCAAUGCGAUAUCUUUGCCCGCAAGGAGAAGCUUGUCGAGUCAAGUGGACAUGCAGUGACCCAAGAAUACUUAGCACAGUGCCGAUUCGUGGCAGCUGGAUUGCGGCUAAAUCUAUGUCAUGAGGGAAUCAAUCCGGCAGCAGAUUCAAAUAAUUUAGUGGAGCUGCGUGGGUGUAAGAGAGUGAGGGUCGAUGACAGUGGGGUUCCUCUGUUUCUGAAGAAAUCUUACACUGAGCCUAUGAUAACACGGAAAUCUCUAAAGUGCUUUCUUACUGUGAACAAGCCUAUCCAUUUCACUAUGUCAGACUUGGCCGCGCCUCUGCGCAGUUUGAAUAUCAACAACAUCAACCCGCGUGUUAAAGAAGCCAAGUAUGCCGUGAGGGGAGAGCUCGCUGUCAGGUCUGAAGAAUAUCGAGCACAGUUAGCCAGGGGUAAUCAUGAGCUACCUUUCAAUCAGAUAAUAUCCGCCAACAUAGGAAAUCCUCAACAGCUCGGCCAGAAGCCGAUAACUUUCUUCCGUCAGGUUCUCAGCUUACUUGAAUACCCCACUCUCUUAGAGAAUGAAGAUGUACUCCUUAAACAAUUAGGAUACAAGGUAGAUGUUAUUGAACGAGCAAAAUGGCUGUUAAAAUCUGUAGGCGCCAUUGGUGCCUACAGCGCUAGUAAUGGUGCACCUGCCAUCAGAGAGAGCAUCGCAAAUUUUAUAGAAAGACGAGAUGGCCAUCCGGCAGAUCCCAAGGAUAUUUAUCUUUCAGCUGGCGCCUCUUCUGGAGUGAACACCUUGCUAAGCAUUAUAUGCGCAAAGCCUACAACGGGAGUUUUGGUGCCAAUUCCACAAUAUCCCCUGUAUACAGCGACACUUUCAGUCUUAGGUGCCAAAUGCGUUCCAUACUAUCUUGACGAAUCAAAGGGAUGGGGAACCGAUGUUGAAGCUAUCAAGGCUGCAUAUGAGCAGGCCAUUUCUGAGGGCACAGACGUGAGAGCUAUUGCCAUUAUUAAUCCUGGAAAUCCGACAGGUGCCAGUCUAUCUAUGAACGACAUCAAGGCAGUAAUCACCUUCGCUGCCGAAGCGAAAUUGGUUAUUCUAGCAGAUGAGGUUUAUCAAACCAAUGUUUUUAAGGGUGAAUUCUACAGCUUUAAGUCGGUGCUUCGAAACCUACAAAAAGCUGUUCCCAAAGUUUAUGAUUAUGUGGAAUUAGCUUCAUUACACAGCAUAUCUAAGGGUAUGGUCGGAGAGUGUGGACAUCGUGGUGGAUACUUUGAAUUAGUAGGCUUUGAUCCAGAGGUUCAACAAGAAAUAUACAAGUUUGUUUCCAUUGGAUUAUGUGCUCCAGUUGUGGCUCAAUGUCUGGUGGAAUUAAUGGUGAACCCACCACGAGAAGGUUCACCUAGCUACGAAUUGUAUCGGCAAGAAUACGAUGGAAUAUUUAACAGUCUUAAGACGCGAGCCUUUGCCCUUUAUGAAGCUUUCAAGGAAAUGGAGGGUGUCGAGUGUGAUGAACCUCAGGGCUCCAUGUAUCUCUUUCCCACAAUAAAGUUAUCAAGUAAAGCCGUCGAAGCUGCAAAGAAAGAAGGUCGUUCUCCCGAUGAAUACUAUGCUUUUCGACUACUCGAGGCCACCGGUAUUUGCGUCGUCGCUGGCUCUGGCUUUGGUCAGAAAGAGAACACUUUACACUUUCGAACUACAUUUUUAGCUCCUGGCACCGAGUGGGUCAGCAACAUUGUAAAAUUUCACCGUGAAUUUAUGGCUGAAUUUAGCUGA
This is a messenger RNA of Blumeria graminis f. sp. triticale, 1764 nucleotides long. The record is from the annotation of a GenBank genome assembly. NCBI's taxonomy places the organism in Eukaryota, Fungi, Ascomycota, Leotiomycetes, Helotiales, Erysiphaceae.